This is a messenger RNA of Soboliphyme baturini, 330 nucleotides long. Lineage: Eukaryota; Metazoa; Nematoda; Enoplea; Dioctophymatida; Soboliphymatidae. The record is from the annotation of a GenBank genome assembly.
AUGAAGGUAGGUAGAGGCACGGCCGCGCUGUCACUCGGCUCCUCUUCCUCGUUUCUCAGUGCGACACUUGCACAGAUCGUUUGGCGGUACGUGCUGACGACGCUGCUCUUCCUUGGCAACAUUCUGCUGUUCGCCAUGAAGGCGAACCUGAGCGUGGCGAUCAUCGCCAUGGUCAACCAGACGGCCAUCACCAAUCAAUCAGGUAACUCAGCCACAGAGGACUUCAGCCUCUGUCACGCCGACGAUGACGUUAGAACGGACUCGCAGACACAGGAAACGGUGAGUCGUGCGCUGUUCCUUCCUAUGAAGCCCACGCACCUUGCCGUUUAA